Messenger RNA from Castor canadensis (American beaver), 1206 nucleotides. It is a transcript of the gene Phf24, whose product is annotated as PHD finger protein 24. Lineage: Eukaryota; Metazoa; Chordata; Mammalia; Rodentia; Castoridae. Gene Ontology annotation, molecular function: transcription corepressor activity. Gene Ontology annotation, cellular component: cytoplasm; nucleus. The record is from RefSeq and is a predicted model, not a curated record.
AUGGGGGUGUUGAUGUCCAAGCGGCAGACAGUGGAGCAGGUUCAGAAGGUGAGCUUGGCUGUGUCUGCCUUCAAGGAUGGGCUGCGGGACAGGCCUUCCAUCCGACGCACAGGUGAACUACCAGGGUCCCACCAUGGCACCGGGGAUGGCUCUGUCCAGGAGGUACAGGAGGAGAAAGAAGCAGAGGUAGACAUGCCAGUGAUCCAGGAAGAGAGCAGUGUCAACCGUGCAGCCUGGGAGCGGCUUCGAGAUGGGCGUGGAGUAGAGCCUGAGGAGUUUGACAGGACCAAUCGAUUCACACCCCCUGCCUUCAUCCGCCCCACCCGGAAGCUGGAUGAUGACAAGCCUCCAGAUGUCUUCUUGGAGCCCAGAGAGCAAGUUGUCAACGAUGAGAUGUGUGAUAUCUGUGAAGUCUGGACAGCUGAGAGCCUCUUCCCAUGCAGAGUCUGCACCAGAGUUUUCCAUGAUGGCUGUCUGCGCCGCAUGGGCUAUAUCCAAGGAGACAGUGCAGCGGAGAUGACAGAGAUGGCCCACACAGAAACAGGCUGGAGCUGCCACUACUGUGACAACCUCAACUUGCUGCUUACAGAGGAGGAAAUGUACAGCCUCACAGAGACCUUUCAGCAGUGUAAAGUCAUCCCUGAUUGCUCCCUGACGCUGGAGGACUUCCUACGCUACCGCCACCAAGCAGCAAAGCGGGGGGACAGUGGCAGGGCCCUGAGUGACCAGCAAGAGGAGCAGGCAGCCCGCCAGUUUGCAGCCAUGGAUCCUGAACAUCGAGGCCACAUAGAGUGGCCUGACUUCUUAUCCCAUGAGUCCCUCCUACUUCUACAGCAAUUGCGUCCCCAGAACUCUUUAUUGAGGCUUCUAACAGUCAAAGAGCGGGAACGAGCCCGAGCUACCUUCCUGGCACGGGGCAGUGAGAAUACCAUCAGUGAAGCAGAGUGCCACCGUGCCCAGCACUCGUGGUUCUGCAAACGCCUCACAGAAGCUCCUUCCUGCACCGUCAGCAGCAUCAGCCAUGUGGGUCCUAUAGCAGACAGCAGCCCAGCCAGCAGCAGCAGCAAGAGUCAGGAUAAGGCCCAGCUGCCUGCAGAGCAGGAGUCCAGAUCUGUGGACUGGACCACCUUCCUACAAGAGAAUGUCAUCUACAUCUUGGCUGCUCGCCCCAACAGUGCAGCCAUUCACCUGAAACCCCCAGGAUAG